GCGCUGUUUGUGGAUUUGAAUCAGAGUCCUCGCGUCUUGUUUUGAAAGUAACGCGGCUGCUGUCAGCCUCUUUUUAUUCGGUAUAUUUCAAACUUUGGAUCGAGGUUGUUGAAGUUUCCACGCUGAAGGGCUUAUAUAUGUGAGCUCCAGAUUUGAGUCCUCUAAGGAUGUCCCAUUCCAGCAUAACAGACUGGUCUUCCAGUAGAAGUGGUGAGCGUACCCCUCUUAGAAGCCGGGAAAACGAGCUCCUGCACUUAUCGAGUCCUUCUUCGAGGCUCAGCUCAAAGCCGCAGCUCUGUGGGGAAGCUGUGAAAACCAGCAUGGCUAACCUUCGUCUCUGUGACACACAGACCCAGUUGGCCUCGUCUCCGUUUCUUAAAGGGACCCCGGUCGUUCCAGAUCCUGCAGAAACCGCUCAGGCGGUUUGUGGACUUGGAGAUGUCACGUUUAAGUCUUUGAAUUGUUCUGGAGAGGAAGUUGAGGUCCCAGGGUGGUUAGAUUGUGAAGGAAAUAGUUUGAUUUUGCCUGAAGUUGGGACCGUCGCUGUUGAAAUGGAGGAUACUGUUGGUUCACCCAGCAGGAUGGAACAGUCCUGCAGUGAGCAUGUAGAGCAUCCGUAUUACAAUCAGCCAGAUUCCCAGAGUGGAUCUCAUGGAGACUCUACAUUCCAUAUCCGUGAAACAGAUGAGAAAGAUUUAACUUGGAAACCAUCUGCUUGUGAUGGAGGUGAGGUUGAAGUUUUUGACUCCUCUGGAUUCCAGGAGGAAACUGUUCCUCUGCCCCAUAACGACCUCAGGGAUCCAUCACAAGAUGAUGGUCCAAACUCUGCUGAAGGCACACGGCCGUCUCCAGAGAAACAUGUUGAUCAUCUGUCCUGCAUCGGUGAAACGAGUCCCAGCUUUACGCCACUGGGAGCGGGAAAUCCCACUGAUGGACUAGCUGAUCUGACCUUGAAGCUGUUAAACUGCAGCGGUGGUGAGGUGGAAAUCUCAGAAGACGCCGAUCCUGCAGGUGACACCAUUCCCCUUUCACACACCAGUUCCGGCUUCAGUUCAUACAUUUGCGGCAUGGAUCCCAGUACUUUAGGCGAGGAAGAUGGUUUGGAAAGCGUUGAACAGCACUUAGACCAUCCCUACUAUGAUCCAAAAUAUUCCUCACCUGGCUUCGAUGAUCUGAAGGCUUUUCAGGACCUGUCGCCAUGUGGCGCUGAGGAGAGGAAAAUCGUAGACUGCGUAGAGCCCAAAGGUCAGGACGAAGGUACUGGUUUGAGCUCCGACAGAGUAACGGUAGAUGAUGCUGGGAAAUCAGACUAUUCCCAGGCGCCUGAGACGGUCUCCCAUCCACAGCAGGACCGUUAUAAUCCGGACUCUGUGGUCGAUUCAUCUGAAAAUCGCUCUGAUCAAGCGGAGAUGAUGGUGGGUGAAGAAACUGUAUCGCCUAUAAAUGCUUCCCUGACUAACCAGUCAUUGGAAGCUGUGGAAGCUCACUCUGAGAGUGCAGAACGUCCUGAAGGUUCUCCUUUAAACCCAGUCGUCCCCAGAACCAUGAAUCCUGCUUCAGCACAGACUCCUCUUCAUGAAGGCAUGCAGCAACAUUUGGAUUCUGUGCCCAGCUCCACUUCUAAGCCUCCUGAAGCCGGCGAGGAGAAGAACGCUGCGCCCGGCUCUUUGGGCCCCACACCCUGCAGCCCUACAGAGAGACACGCAUCCCCUAAUGUUUUGAAGAUGUUAUCAGAGUGUCCCUCAGUCGCCUCAGCUCUGCAGCUUUUCAGUCCCAUCGUCAAGAGAACGCCUCAGUCCUUCUGCAAGCUUCCCUCAGACUCUAAGUUUUUGUCUGAAGAUUUAGCUAUUGAGGAUGAGAAAAGUAUGGCUGCUCCUGUUAAUGUUGACCUUGCAGGUUUGCUCGCUGAACACCUCGAAAGCCCAAUGCCCCGGCCUCUGUUAAACUCCACAGAGUUGGACGUGCAGCCGCAGCCAGGCUCAGCUGCAGGACCGGAAGAUUCCAGGAAGAAGCCGCCGACCGAAGCCGCCCCACCAGAAUCCGAAGGCCAGUUUCAGCAGCAGCUGCGGCAGAUGGCAGAGCUCCUCUACGAGGUCUGUGGGAAGAUGGGCUCAGCUCCACCCCCUGCUGCCUUCAUGCCUCCUCCGGCCAAAGCUGCUCCUGCAGAAUCCCACAGCAUCGCCGUGGGCACCAGUCCUGUGAAAACGAUGGACCACAGUCUGAACACAUCUGGAAUAUUUGUGAGGAAGAGGGAAUUCUCUGUGGCUGAUUCCAGCACCAUGACCGACGCGUCCAUGUGGAAUUUCAGUUUGCCACCAGGGGGCCUGCAGAGCCUCCCCCGAGAGGAGCUGGAGCAGCGGCUGAUGUCCAGCAUGAUCAUGGUGGAGGUCUUAAUUCAGCAGAUUGCUGCAGCCAAGGCACACGGUCCGUCUUCAGGCCCGCCUCCUUCGGACCUGAGAGAAAAACUGGUUCAGACCGACCACACUGAGCUCAGUCAGACCACAAUGCACAGAGAGCUCUACUUGGAGGCUCUGAGCAGGAUAGGUGAACUGGAGCUGGAUGUUGCUUCUCUGCAGAACCUCAUCCAGGCUAUGCAGCACAUGAGAACUACCAUGUCCUCUUUGAAGAGUGGCACGGAUGCAGCUCUGUCCAGCCUGCAUGAAAUGGGUGAAACGGUCAGAGAAGACCAUCGCAGCAUUGCCUCACAUUACGAGCACAUAAAGUCCUUGAUGGGGAAGAUGAAGGAAUCCCAGGCGAGAAUGCUGGAGAAGGUAAAGGAAGCAGUUCAACAGAGGAAUGACAUGAGGACUCUGAUGGAAGAAGCUGCUACAGCAAAGGAGGCAGCUUUCUGUGUCAUGGAUCAGCUCAGGACGCACUGUGCCUCUGAAAUCUCAGCUCUGGAGAAAUGUGUUGGAUCUCAGCAGGAGCUCUUAGCUGCUCUAAACCAAGUUUAUCCAAAACAGGUUGCACUGAAAGAGGCCUGCAACGAGGCACUGAACUCAGCCUCCAAUCUUUUAUCUGAGACUACAGAGGAACACUCCAGUUUGAUGAAUGAGCUCUGCACUGUAAGGAGCCUCCUGAAGAAAACCUCCCCAAUACUGGUGCUGCUGAAAGACAAAGCUGCUGCUGCUCUGAGGGAGAGGGACCAGCAUUGCUCUGCAAGAGAACAAGCCGUUGAAGAGCGAGAGCAGAUUGAAGAGGAGCUGAAUGAAACCCAUCUGAAGCUUCAAACUGCAACGCAACAGAAUAGUGAUUUAAAACUGCAAAUCACAAUUCUGACAUCCGGUGAGGUUUAUUCCCCUCUGACUGAUUCUCUGCAUCAAUGUCAGGUUUCCUAACAUGUUUCUGUUUUU
Molecule: messenger RNA, 3353 nt
Organism: Cyprinodon variegatus (sheepshead minnow)
Lineage: Eukaryota; Metazoa; Chordata; Actinopteri; Cyprinodontiformes; Cyprinodontidae
Exons: 12
Coding region: 168-3338 (1056 amino acids)
Biological process (GO): regulation of attachment of spindle microtubules to kinetochore; cell division
Source: RefSeq, a predicted model, not a curated record